Molecule: messenger RNA, 1035 nt
Organism: Wyeomyia smithii (pitcher-plant mosquito)
Lineage: Eukaryota; Metazoa; Arthropoda; Insecta; Diptera; Culicidae
Product: m7GpppX diphosphatase-like
Exons: 2
Coding region: 1-1035 (344 amino acids)
Biological process (GO): deadenylation-dependent decapping of nuclear-transcribed mRNA
Cellular component (GO): P-body; nucleus
Molecular function (GO): hydrolase activity; RNA 7-methylguanosine cap binding
Source: RefSeq, a predicted model, not a curated record
AUGCCCAGUACAGCGCGAAAAGGAAAGCAGACGGUUGCGUGGGGAGUCGAACGGCGGGUGUCUAUGGUGAAAGAUGGAGUGAACAAUCCAACCAGCCGUAGCUACGAUUUGGCAGGCGUCGUACCUGUUCGCAACCUGAACAAUAACAGUACACACAAGAGCGUUUCACUGUUGGGGCAUUUUCUAAUUCUGACGACGUCACGACGAACUUGUCGGAAGAACAGUGAAAGUGUGCAAAGUAGUGCAACUGGUGUUAUAGCAGCCGUCGAAAGAAGUUUUUCCUCAUCCACGUCCCAACUGAGGACGGAAUUUGUUAAUGAUACCUACGGAAAUUUUUUGUGCGUUGCUGAUCCGGAAGUAAAUCAAAUCAAGGUGACAAUCAUAUAUCCCGCUACUGAGAGGCAUAUUGUGAAAUUUUCCACCCAAAAAAGAUAUUUGGUGGAAGAAACUGCCCAAGAUUAUGAAACCGUGACAUUGCCUCAUAUACAAAAGGAGCAGCUAAGCUUAGAGUGGCUUUACAAUAUACUAGAGCAUCGGAAAGAGAAGGAUCGCAUAGUUUUUGAGGAUCCGUCAGAGGAAAUUGGCUUCAUAUUGUUGCCGGAUUUAGAAUGGGAUGGGAAAACAUUGGAACAACUUUAUCUACUCGCUUUAGUGCGCCAGCGAGGUAUCAAGUCAUUGCGGGAUCUAAACGCUACUCAUUUACCAUUGCUGAAAAAUAUUCAAACACGUGGCAUUGAAGUAAUUAAAACACGUUACGGAAUUAACGCUGAUCAACUACGAAUCUACAUUCACUAUAAACCCACAUUUUACCACCCACACGUGCAUUUCCCAUAUCUGAAGCACGACCCACCGGGUAUUUAUUGCGAGAAAAGUCACCUUCUAACAUCGGUUAUUGGGAAUAUCGAACUGCUACCAGACCAUUACCGGAAAGUGACACUCUCUUGCGUUUUAAGUGAAACUGAUAAAUUGAACGUCAAAUUUAAGGCAGCAAAGAGCAAACUGAAUGAACCAGAUGACACCACAACCAACCGAUGA